UAGACCUCUUAUCACGAUUCCUGCAAUCUUUCCCUCUGGAAUAUAUAAAUCCAUGUGAAGUGUCCCUCCUUGCAGUAUUUACUCCUCUGUCAUCUGUUCUUGUUCCCGUCCUGUCACAUCAUGCCGGCUAAUUACAAUGGAACCUGGGUCAUGGAGAAGAAUGAUAACUUUGACGGCUAUAUGAAGGCACUAGACAUUGAUUUUGCCACAAGAAAAAUCGCUGCCCACCUAACCCAGACUAAGGAACUAAUCCAGGAAGGGGACAACUUCAAAACCAAAACUACAAGCACAUUCAGGAACUAUGAGGUCAACUUCACAGUUGGGGUAGAGUUUGAAGAGAAGACCAAGGGACUGGAUGACCGUGUAGUUAAGACGUUGGUGUCCUGGGAUGGAGAUAAACUCAUCUGUGUCCAGAAAGGAGAGAAGAAUAACAGAGGCUGGAAACAUUGGAUUGAGGGGGACAAACUCUACUUGGAACUGACGUGUGAAAAUGAAGUAUGUCUUCAAGUUUUCAAGAAGAAAAACUGAAAAGCCUGAAAAUUGAAAUUUCUGGAUAGAUAACGCUAGUUUGCUUUGUAAAAAGCGGGAACAUCUGAUACAUUUUUAUGUAUAUUUUCUUUGUAAUGAACAAUAAACUUUAUACUGAAA
Messenger RNA from Pelobates fuscus (common spadefoot toad), 648 nucleotides. It is a transcript of the gene RBP2, whose product is annotated as retinol binding protein 2. Gene Ontology annotation, cellular component: cytosol; nucleus. NCBI's taxonomy places the organism in Eukaryota, Metazoa, Chordata, Amphibia, Anura, Pelobatidae. The coding region runs from base 121 to 528 and encodes 135 amino acids. The record is from RefSeq and is a predicted model, not a curated record. Gene Ontology annotation, biological process: fatty acid transport. The transcript is spliced from 4 exons. Gene Ontology annotation, molecular function: fatty acid binding.